AUGGCGUCUCCAGUCCCCUCGAUGAGCGCACUGCGCGUCCUCCGACAAUCGAUACAGCCUCAGGUACAUCAGACGACCCAAGUACGACAUGCGACGCUUCUCCGCCGGCCAAAGCGACCCUACACCUUCACCCAACUUAUAACCCUCUCCGACGGCAGCUCAUUUACCCUACGAACCACGAAUCCACAGCCAGUAUACAAGAGCGCAAAGGAUAUACGGAACUCGCCACUAUGGAAUCCGAGUUCACAGAAACUACUGAACGUCGAGGAGGACGAGGCUGGAAGAUUGGCCUCUUUCAGAACAAAGUUUGGCCGAGCAUGGGAUGCUGAAACUGAUGCUGAAAAGGGCAAGCAGACGGAGGACCAUUUUCUAGAUCUCAUCAGCAGCCAAGGCAAGCCGCCAGGAAAACCGACCGAUGCCACCAAGUCACCACCUGCCAAAGCGCCUGCAUCUACGCCUGAGAAGCCAGCUGCAAAGAAAUAA
Messenger RNA from Alternaria alternata, 483 nucleotides. RefSeq lists its product as hypothetical. Gene Ontology annotation, cellular component: mitochondrial large ribosomal subunit. The coding region runs from base 1 to 483 and encodes 160 amino acids. Gene Ontology annotation, molecular function: structural constituent of ribosome. NCBI's taxonomy places the organism in Eukaryota, Fungi, Ascomycota, Dothideomycetes, Pleosporales, Pleosporaceae. The transcript is spliced from 2 exons. Gene Ontology annotation, biological process: mitochondrial translation. The record is from RefSeq and is a predicted model, not a curated record.